UGUAUCUUCACAGUAAGCACAAGUCCACAAUCACAACGCCGCCCGUCCCGUCGAGGCAGAACAAAAUUACCGAGCAAGCAGAAGCAAGAUGCCGGCAAGAGCAGAGAAAGAGCGGCUCAACCUUCUCCUAGGUUCCCAUCUCACCACCAUCCAUGAAACCCUACAGGUCCUUGAUCAAACUCCAUCUUCUUCUUCCUUCGAUUCCAAAGUCUCCUGGGAAGACGUCCUUAAGAUGGCAGAUCAAGUUUCCAAACAAGCUACCACAGUUGGAAUGCUGUGGUCCGGAGACAAACCAGAGUCAAAAGCAAUCGAGGAAAAUAUGACAUCCUACUUCAACAAUCUACAAGGUUUCCUCUUGGUUUCUCAUGGGAGCAUGGUAGGUGCAGGACCUACCUUGUCCUCCAGUAUUCAUGAAUCUGUCAAGCAAGUUGUUGAUUCCAGCUUCAGGUUAAUGAAAGAAACUGUCUCUUUAUAUGGAUCCCAUAAUGAAGUCCAGAAACAAUCAGUUCCACAACUGGUAGGUGUUGUAUGGGAAGCGUGUUCUGCCCUAAAAAAGACACCUUCAUCAAACAUUACAGCAAUUGGGCGAGGAAUGACAAAGGUUGCAGUUUCAGUGAAAGACGUUCUACGCGAGAUGAAAGAAUUGAAGCCAAGUUCUAGUGAUGAUCCAGCUGACACGGAGUCUGAACAACACGAUGAUCAUUCUAGUGAAGGUGAACUAGGGAACGACCUAUCACCAGAAGAGAUGAAAAUCGCUGAGAGAGCCAUUGUGGUUGUGUCUGACACGCUUUCAGUCCUUAAAGAACUUAUCCGCUCUAUCACAGGCUUGAUUAAGAUGGAAAAACCAAAUGACAACAGUGGUUUUGUAGAUUCACUUGAAAAAUUGUUGCAGCUUUGUCAGGAACUUAGCCAACAGAUUGAUGAGGUUGGAGCUUGCCUCUAUCCCCCGCACGAGAUUCCUGCCAUCGAAGCAGCGAUGGAGAAAAUUCACAGCAUUAUUGAUGGUAUGGAGGUGGAAAUAGGAGGACUUCAAGGUGCAUCAGACGCAUUUCUAGAGACAUGCAAUGGUUUGAAGAGCUCAAUGAGUGAGCUUGUGUCUGAACUAAGUAACUCUAGUACUGCUGAUAUAGAAGCCAGAGUGGAAAAUAUAACGUUAGCUGAUAAGUAGACUCUUUUGUUUGUACCUUAUGUGCAAUGAUUUUGACCAUGUAGAACUACUGUAAUGAUUAUUUUGAGCUAAAAUUUUAUUUUAGCUAUAUACAUAGAGUUAUAAGUCUACUUUUGUUUCCUACAAACCCUUUGUUGAGUGGGAUGCUGCGAUCCUAGGAAGACACAUGUUUUACACAAUAAAAGAGUAUCUUUUACACAGUAAAAGAGUGUUAUAUAGUGUGAAAAGAGUAUUUCUAGCAUUUUUCUUCUGAAUAAUAUCUUGCCCUACUGGCUUUAUGCUCGGGGGACUAUACAUGUCCAGAAAUUUGAAUUGAAGCUAAACCCGAGUUCAAGAGAGCCUGUCCCUAUCUCAAUAUGAGGCAAGACCGAUUUGGAUCAACAGUCAGGCUGAAUAGGCCGGCCCAAAUUCGAUAUUGAUGGCUAGUAUUCUUCAAUAUACGGACAGCGUAUGAGACUUUAUAUAAACUAACAAUCACCGUGCACACAUAAAACACACCGUUUUCUUUCACACUUCAUACUUUGAUAAACAUUACGACUUGUGACUCCUUGGCCUAGCAUUGUGACUCUGAUUGGCCUAUCACCGGUAGAGUUAUCAAAUAGUGUUCCCA
This is a messenger RNA of Vicia villosa (hairy vetch), 1778 nucleotides long. RefSeq lists its product as uncharacterized. The record is from RefSeq and is a predicted model, not a curated record. Gene Ontology annotation, biological process: regulation of cell cycle. The transcript is spliced from 3 exons. The coding region runs from base 89 to 1168 and encodes 359 amino acids. Gene Ontology annotation, cellular component: nucleus. NCBI's taxonomy places the organism in Eukaryota, Viridiplantae, Streptophyta, Magnoliopsida, Fabales, Fabaceae.